AUGCAUAUUAUUUCUAUUGAAAUUAUUGUUUUAUUUCUUCCCAUUGUGACUAUUAUUAGUUACACUGAGACAACAACUAAACAAACAACAUUGUCUCAAAAUACUGGUUUUCGUUCAUGUCAAAAACCAAAAGAUGGUCAACAUUUAUGUUUUUGUGGAAAAAACAAUGCAAUGUAUGAUCGUCUUAAAGGCGAACGAUGCAUCAGGGGAAAAGUGAUUAAAAAAGGAAAUCAAAAGAGUGAAACAUCAAAACUUGCUGGUCUUCGAUUAACAACUAAACCAAUUCAUCAAUCUACUCGUGAUGAUAAUAAAAAUGUUCCAUGCAUAGGACUUAGAUUCAAACCACUGAAUGAAACUCAACACGCAUAUGUGCCACUUCGUAAUGUAUCGGUUGAAGCUUGGAUUGAUUCUUUUGCUGCCGACGUCACUUUGACCCAAGUGUUUUUCAAUCAGGAAGAAAAUCCUAUUGAAGCAAUUUAUGUAUUUCCUAUUGAGGUAUGUCAUUCGGAAGCUAGGUUUGGUUAAUAUUUAAUUAGAAACAAGACUCACAGUUAAAAUUCGUAUAUGUACAAAUUAACUGUUUAGACAAUUCAAAUGUAUAAAAAGGAUGAGAGUUGAUAAGAACAUUCAUCUCUACAAGCUAUUUUCUGAAAAAAAAGUACAUGAUGAUAAUAAGUCAACGUUGUACUAUAACAUGGGCAUAUUUACUUAUCGUUAUUCGAUAUUGAGUUUUUCCGUUUGUGUACCCCAAUACAGCGCACCUGAAAGUUGCUUUUUCUUUUUUUUGAGUUGAAUAUAUGCAAAAACAAACAUUGAUGAUGUUGAUUAAGAAUAUCAUCUUACGAGGGAGGUACCCGAAGUGAUUAAUCGGUUUUGAGUUCAAACUCUGUGCACAAGGUAGACCCCAGUAAGGUGCGAAAAAAUUCAAAAGGAUAAGGGCCCAUAGGCCUUUCCUCCAG
This is a messenger RNA of Rotaria sp. Silwood2, 959 nucleotides long. Lineage: Eukaryota; Metazoa; Rotifera; Eurotatoria; Philodinida; Philodinidae. The record is from the annotation of a GenBank genome assembly.